AUGGCCAACCUUCGUGAUCAGCCUCGCAAGUCGACAGAUGACGUUUUCGACGACGAAUAUGCCGUAGACGACUUUGACGGAGUCGCUGACGGCUUUGCUCCUGGCCGCGUCCACCCGAACAAUGACCGAUGGUCAAUCCACUCCGAAGACCCGUCUAUCCAUAGCGUUCACGCACACAUGUCGGAUGCUCCUCGGUUUGCCGCUGGUCCCAGCAGAAAUAGCAUGCACAAACCGCGAGAUGUCGAGAACCCCUUCAGCAGCACAGAGGACGAUGAUGACGACAAUAUCGACGAGCGCUCCGCACUCCAGCGCUCAACCAGUAUCCAAUCCUCUUCGACAGCUCAAUAUGCUCCUGGGAUCGCCCACAGACUUAGCACCGCUUCAUCAUCGAGAACAUAUGCUCGCACCGCGAGCCCUCUCCUCGGCACCGGCGGCCCUAGUCACCCAUAUUCCAUGUAUCCUCAGGGCACCAGUGUAGCACGCACUCCUUCUGUAUCUACCACUGCCUCUACCGUUCGUGCGGCACAAUCUACCGCCGUCCCAAGCCAAGGACCUGCUCACCCUUACAGCAUGUAUCCACAAAAUGUUUCUGAACACGAGGCAGCCGACACUGCUGCUCCUGCACCGAACCAUGCCCAGACGGUCAUUCCGGUUGGCUUCCCUGGCAGAUCACAAGGCUUUGUGAGAGCACGAGGGCCUGAAGACGAAGAACAGGAUAUCAUUGGAGUCGAUGGUCAUUCGGAACAACUACCCCCUUACUCCGAGUAUCCUGAGGAUGGUGUGCCAAAACCAGUCGUAAUACCAGCACAAAUGGCUACUCCCACCAACGGCAGCCGUAUGCAUGUUCCCUUGAUGCAGCAACAGCGUCAGCCCGAAAGUAUGUCAGAUCAGGCCACCACUCGUGGCUAUAGUGAGAUGCAACAAAUGAACUCUACCGACUCGGAGCGCACUCCAUCAGAGAACAAGAGUUGGAGCGAGAAGUCAUGGAAAGAGAAGCGGAAGACGCGCUUCUGUGGUAUCCCUUUUUGGUGGAUCUUGUUGUCUCUCUGCGUGCUUGCCUUCAUUGCGAUUGUUUUGGGCGCCGCCAUUGGUGGUAUCUUCGCCAGUGCUAGGAAAUCAGCUGUCAAAGCUACGACCAAGCACCAUGGUAAUACCACAACUCUUCUAGAUGCCUCACCCAUUCCUACAUCAUCCAUAGGUGCACCACCACCGACUGGUGUUUAUGCUCUGGACUUCGGUCAGCCUAGAGCCACACAAUCAGCCUGUAUUGUCAACCAGAAUUACUCAGCCGCUUGGACUUGCAACAUUUAUGGCACGCCGCAGAUGGCCAUCAACAUCGGCCUUUCACCGGACGGAAGCAACAACGAAGGUGCCUCUCUGUAUGGAUUCAGCAAUGCUACUGGUAUCAACUAUGGCACGCAACCUCCCAACACGCAUUUCGCUCCAUUCAUCUCUGUCGAAGAUGAUGAUGAGCCUUAUCGAGGACCUGCUUUCUAUUUCCAGACUUUCUACGACAAGUUCGUCGUUGUUCCUGAGAGUGCUUUCCCUGCAAGCGUCGCGCAGAAGCGCUCAUAUAUCGGCGGCAAUGACUGGUUCACUCAGCACCAGGUCCAAGCUGGAGACAAGCCGUGGUUCUGCUGGUUCAAUGGUACCUUCCUCGAAGGCUUCAUCUAUGCCAAUAACUACACAGAUCCGAGCCAGUCCUCGUCAACUUCAUCUCCAUCUUCAUCUACCUCAACUUCCUCGGAUGUGAAACACGCCAAGUCCUCAUCAUUCCCACUAACUACUUCUACCAUCAUUGAAGUGUCAGGUCCUUCGACAACGGCUACCUUGACUUCUGCAGUCCAGUCCACUGCAUACACUUCCAAUCCUUACAACCACGGUUCCAAUGGUCGUAAAGCAAGACGUGGCUGGCAACUGGAGAAACGUAUGUGGACGUUUGCUGAACUGUCUUCCUUUGGCUAUGUCGUCAAGAUCGAAGAGCGUCGUGUGCCGGACAGCGUGCAACCGUACUGCCAGCAGUUCCAAAUCUUGGACAAUGGCAUGGCAGGCUCCCUCGAUGAUCCAAGCACAGGGCAGCAAAUAACAGUCUAUCUGCAAGAGUCUGAUCCGGAUUACAGCGCUUAUCAACAAGAGACGUAUGGCGCGGCUCCGACAGGAUCGUCAAAGGUCAAGCGUGAUCCCAUUGCUGGCGCUUGUCAUUGUGAGUGGUGGAGUGGAUCUUCACCAAGCUCGUAA
Molecule: messenger RNA, 2238 nt
Organism: Aureobasidium melanogenum CBS 110374
Lineage: Eukaryota; Fungi; Ascomycota; Dothideomycetes; Dothideales; Saccotheciaceae
Exons: 2
Coding region: 1-2238 (745 amino acids)
Source: RefSeq, a predicted model, not a curated record